Molecule: messenger RNA, 762 nt
Organism: Fonsecaea erecta
Lineage: Eukaryota; Fungi; Ascomycota; Eurotiomycetes; Chaetothyriales; Herpotrichiellaceae
Exons: 2
Coding region: 1-762 (253 amino acids)
Source: RefSeq, a predicted model, not a curated record
AUGAGCCACUUUCCCGGACCUCCCCAGCCCGGACCGCCUCCCGGGCCUCCUCAUCCCGGCGGUGGCAACUUGUCGGAUGACGACGGUGGCUCCGACAUCUUGUCCGCAUUUGGGAGCGACGACGAGAUCGAGGAGGAGCAGGCCCAGCAAAACAACCCGGGGACGCAACUGAAUGCCCAAGUGGUGAUCACACAGAUCAAUAACUGCAUGCAACAAAUCCUGCACUCCACCACCUGGACGGCGUUCGCGACGUACCUGGUCACCACCAUUCAGACGCAGACGGCGCACCGGGGCGCGCUCCACGAAGCCGUCAUGCUCGGCGGCGCCCCGGUGGCCCAGGUCACACCCAAUCACCCGGAAAAUCAGCGACAGCGGUCGGUGUGGCAGUUUUCUUUCUUCCUGUGUAUUGUCGAUCUGUUGCAGCAUUCGGGUCCCAUCACGGUAAGUGUCGGGGACCCUCUCUACCGGCAGGCAGACACGCAGGUAUUCCAGCACUUCCACGUCAACGAGAUCCAACAAACGGGCCCCAAUCUGCGGAACACCUUUCUCUACAUGCCGUUCCUGGUCGUCAGCGUCAAGCUACAGAACCUGGCCAAGGGGCCCGGCAUCGUGUUUAUGGAUCUGGGGCCGAAUGACCACAACAACCCGGUGGUACAGCAGUGGAUGAACGCGUUGCCGAUCAGUCACUGGUUCCAGGCCGCUAAUCUACUCGCCGGAUUCCAGGCGGGGGCGACGUUCGCGGAUCAUGCGCUCUUCGCUUGA